Molecule: messenger RNA, 2872 nt
Organism: Pimephales promelas (fathead minnow)
Lineage: Eukaryota; Metazoa; Chordata; Actinopteri; Cypriniformes; Leuciscidae
Gene: pcmtd1
Product: protein-L-isoaspartate (D-aspartate) O-methyltransferase domain containing 1
Biological process (GO): protein modification process
Cellular component (GO): cytoplasm
Molecular function (GO): protein-L-isoaspartate (D-aspartate) O-methyltransferase activity
Source: RefSeq, a predicted model, not a curated record
GUGAACCACGUGACGUCUGUUUACAUCCUCUCAGCUGUUCCUCGACAAAAACAGCGCUGGCUGUUCAACGCCACGAAAAACUAUACAUAAUCAACAGUGCGCUAAAAACAAAAACAAAAAAAAAACAAAAAAACAAUUCUAAUGUGCAUCCAGUCUGCUUGGCUAGUGCAAAUCCUGAGAUUGAGUCAUGGCUUUAUAAAGAAGAAAGAAACUCAUACAGUUUUGAAACAACUUGAGGUCCUCAGAUCUUGCCGUAGCCGAGAAUGGUCUGAGGUGAUUUGUGUGGGCCAGACAUCACGACUGGGCAUCCCUGUGGAGAAUCGCUCCAGCACUUUCAUCUGGAUGCGAGGACCGGUCUAGUUACCCGUCUCUCACCUCCUCUGCAUUUUCUUUUUGUUUCUUUUUCUUUCUCGUUGCCUGUCUGGGGAACAUGGGGGGAGCAGUCAGUGCUGGCGAGGAUAAUGACGAUUUGAUAGACAACCUGAAGGAAGCCCAGUACAUCCGCACAGACCGCGUCGAGCAGGCCUUCAGGGCCAUAGACCGUGGAGAUUACUACCUGGAGGGCUACAGAGACAAUGCAUACAAAGACCUGGCCUGGAAGCAUGGGAAUAUACACCUCUCGGCGCCGUGCAUCUACUCCGAGGUGAUGGAAGCCCUGAAACUCCAGCAGGGUUUGUCUUUUCUUAACCUCGGCAGUGGCACGGGAUACCUGAGCACGAUGGUGGGCCUGAUCAUAGGUCCGUUUGGAGUAAAUCAUGGCGUUGAGCUCCAUAAGGAUGUUGUGGAGUAUGCGAAAGAAAGACUCGAUGACUUCAUUAAAAACAGCGACAGCUUUGACAGGUUUGAGAUCUGCGAACCACACUUUGUCGUGGGGAACUGUCUGGAGAUUUCUUCAGACAGCCACCAAUAUGACCGGAUAUACUGCGGAGCUGGAGUUCAGAAGGACCACGAGAACUAUAUGAAAAUCCUGCUGAAAGUCGGAGGAAUUUUGGUCAUGCCAAUAGAGGAUCAGCUGACUCAGAUAACUAGAACUGGUCAGAGCUCCUGGGAGAGUAAGAAUAUCCUGGCGGUGUCAUUUGCUCCUCUUGUUCAGCAGAACAGGACAGAAGGCUGCAAGACUGAAGCUGUGGUACUCCCGGCUCUGAGCGUGAGGAAUCUUCAGGACCUGGCUCGAAUCUACAUCCGCCGAACCCUCCGCAACCUGACCAACGACGAGAACCCCGGCCGCAACAACACGCAAAGAGCGUCCCAGAAGCGCAAGCGCAGGCGCUGCCGCCGCCGCCGCCGCAUCAACACCUACGUGUUCGUCGGGAACCGGCUGAUUCCUCAAACCAUGGACAGCGAGGAGGACGAGUGCAUCGAGGACGAGAGCAAAGAUGAGGAGCAGGAGAAAGACAUUGAGCCCAUCAAACCCGAGGAACCGCAGGUCAACCAUCUGAGAGACAAAAUCCUGAGUCUGCCGCUGCCCGAGUCGCUGAAGUCCUACCUGCUGUACUACCGUGAGAAAUAACACUCAGUCGAGCACUCGUCUUCGGUGGUGGUUUCCUUUCUCGGGCUGCAUCUCACCCUGAGGUUCAUAGUUGUUGUUUUUUUUGAUAAUGUAGCAUAAUUUAAACAUUUAAAUGGGGUUGGGUUGCGUUUCCAAGAGACUUGAUUUGAAUGUGCUUGCUGUGUUUGUUCCAAUGACUCAUACCGUUGUAAUAUUCACAUUUUGAAUGUGAUUUUUCACCGCAGAGGAACUGAGGGAGACUGGGGUUUAGAAGCUUCUAGCUCACCUUGUUUGCAUUCAGAAGAGUUUGCUAAAUGUAACAGAAGCUGUUUUUCAAAGGCUUGUAAUGUAAGACCAGUAAUGACAGUUUUCUUUCUUUUUUUUAAUUGUAGAGAAAAUAUCAUUAUUUCGGGAUUAAUUUUCGCCUUUGAUUCUCCGAACCUUCUGGAGUUUUCGCUGUUUAUGAUGCUAAUGCUUUCGGUAUAUCUUUGGACUGUUUUAGUGAAGUUCCAUCUAGAGAGGAUUGUUUGACCUGUGUUUUGCAUUUCUUUUUUUUUUACACUCUAGUCACAUUUGUAAGUACCGAUAUUGAACUCUCUUAAUAGAUGAUGUAAUUUUUUUGCUUGUUCCUUUCGUCUGCGAGUCGUCCUGAAGACUUAACGCUCCGCUUUUUGCUUGUGAUCAUAAAACGUAAGAGACGUCACUGCUUGUGUCGGUUUGUAAUCGGUGGUUUCACACUGUCGUAACAACUUGUUUGCAAUAUAUUGUCCGCAUAUUCACUUAUUCUGUUGAUUGUAAAUGAAUUUGUUACAUUGAAAUGGAAUCUAAUAGAAUUUCACAUCUAUCAUGUUUGUCACAUUUCCCCCCAAAAAAACAGUUUGAGAUAUUGAAAAAAAAAUAUAUCAUCUAUAAAUCAGAUAUAUAGUUCUACUCAUGUUUAUAAUCUGCAAAAUUUAUUUUUUAAAUUAAAAUUCAAAAAAUAAAAAAUAAUUUCAUGAAAAGUACAGCUCUGAAGAAGCUAAAACUAUUUAAUAUUGUUUUUAAAUUCAUAAGAAUUAAGAAUGAAACUAUAUUAUCAUCAUAACACAUUUUUACACAACAAUACUAAAUGAUAACUGCAUAUAUUUCUUUUGGUCGCCUUAAUUAUUGUGUCGCCUCUGUGUGGAUCUCUGGCUCGUCCCACAAAAGUCCUCUUCCAGGUCCUGUAUGUUCUUUGGUUUCCCAGCAUGCUCUGCACAUUUUGAGUUCUUCCCCACAAUGGCUAUGGGAUGUUGAAGUCCCGCUCAGAUAAAACUGAAAAAAGUCACUGACGCUUAUGGGGGCCACACGUGAUGUUAUUUUAUUCUUCUGAAAUAUGUAUAAAUAUCUGUUGUGUAGCUUCUU